CAAGAUUGUUUAUACCACAUGUAGGACUUUUUAUUUUUACAUUCCACGUGCUUCUUAUAACAGUUUUCUCAGUCAUGAAAUUCAGGUACAUGUAGGUCAGUAUUAAACUCGGCAUAGGCUAAACGUGCACAACGUGCCGAAUAUACAUGCUGGUUAAAUUUCAUGGAUUUUUCAACCACAAAAACAAUUGUGAGUAUCAUUGAAGCCCCAUUACUUCGUCUUUGAUACGUGUGGAAGCCAGUAAAUGAUUUGAAAGAUCAGAGCCUUCAUGUCAAAUUAGACAUGAUUUUGGACAACCAAAAAGAGGAGUUGUGCCUCUUGAGGAAAGUGGCCAGGCUCCGAGCUCCUGAUGAUGAGGACAUCGAAGAAUUUACUCCAAAACCUCUGGAAACUGUCGCAGAACUGGAGGACCUAUGUGAAAAGCUGAAUUCUCCUGAAGAGGCCAACUUCAAAAACAGAUGAUUCGUCACUUUACUUCCAUGGGAGGCUACAACCUUGGCGAGAGUGUCCGCCGCAUGCUACGCAGGCUAGGGACAAAUAUGCUGUGGUCCCUUUACAGCUACAAGGGACGAAAGGGGAAAAGAGCUCUGAGCGAUCUUCAAAUCUCCCGGGUGUUAAUCAAAGCCUGUCUGAGUGCCCACCCAAAAAGCCGAGUCUUGGAAAUUGAAGAAACCAUCCAAGAGACUCUCAAGUACUGCCCAAACCGAAAGGGUGGGGCAAAGUACAAGAAUCCUGAUGCCAACACGAUCGCAACACCAGAUGAGGCCACCACCGACUUUGAUGACUAGCCCAACUGAAAAUGAUUGGUAACAACACCCCCCCCCCCCAAAAAAAAAAAAAAUAGAUAAAAGA
This is a messenger RNA of Patiria miniata (bat star), 852 nucleotides long. RefSeq lists its product as uncharacterized. Bases 459 to 788 code for a protein of 109 amino acids. The record is from RefSeq and is a predicted model, not a curated record. The transcript is spliced from 5 exons. Lineage: Eukaryota; Metazoa; Echinodermata; Asteroidea; Valvatida; Asterinidae.